ACUGAGUUAUCCAGUCCUAGGUUUUAACCUCUGGCUUUCCUUCUGGUGACAUAUAUGACUCUAAACUUCUCUUAUUAACCACAUUCACAGACAAUUCAGCACUGCUAAUUAUAUAAUGAUAAUGUGCCACCUUCUCCUCUACCCAUCUCCACUCAUUUAAAUUCAACCGAGUUAAAAAUUCUGCAUCUUAAGCAACUGCUCCCCAUUUUCUGGCCUCAUUCUAUCUCCUGGUAACCUCUACUCUAGACUCUAUGUCUGUGAGUUUACAUAUCACUUUGUUUUGAUUACUAGAUAAAUUCUGCUUUGAUCUUCUAGAAAGAGAGAAAGGGAGAGCUGUAUUUAUCCAAUAUUGAGAUUUGAGAUGGUCAGAGAUAAUGUGGGACCUUGUUAAUAUUCUUUUGUCCCAGAGGGGAAGGCCAAGUUUCCAUUUUGCUAGAUGGGGCCCCGGGGGCUAUGAGGUGUAGGGGUUAGGGCUUUCCAGAAGACAGUCAAGGUUGUGUCCACAGCUUUGCCCAGUGGUGUUGUCCCACCUCCCGCUCUACUGUUAGAAAGGCUCCCAGAGUUUGUCACAGGAUUGAGAUUUGUGGCUCUUAGGUUGCCCAGGGUAUGUCCUAGUCUACAUAUCCCUGCUGCUCUGAGGUUGGGAGGUGUCACUGUCUAGUCAGAGCACCUGUGCUAGAAGGAAACAGGUUGCUACCUGGGAGGCCACAGUGUGACGGGACAUUUUGCUGUUGUGUCAAGCGUUUUUUUUUCUUUCCUCCCUUUGUGUGGCAGCUCAGUGCUGGCAAGGGCACCACCCCUCUUCUCUAAGUGAACAGUGGGAAUAAGCAUCCUGCAGGCUGGCACCUCUGCCUGGGUUCUGAAGCCAUAUCCUGAGGACUUUGGCACAUUUGAGAGAUGGCAAUUCAGAGAUUGUUUUCUCAUCCUUCACCCCUUACAGGCUGCAUACAGUACUUUAGACCUCAAACUUUAACCUGCAUAUGAGAAUCACCUGGGAUCUUGUUAAAAAGCAGAUUCUGAUUCAGCAGAUCUGGAGUGGGGCCUGAGAUUCUGCAUUUCUGACAGUUUCUUAGGUGACGCCCAUGCUGUUGGUCCCUGGACCACACUUUGAGUAGAAAGGAGCCAGAGCUUCUGAGGUAUUUCAUUGUGUCCUGGGAAUGACUUGGUAGGUAUUAUUCUAAUGCUCACUUUUCAUGUGGAAAACCAACGCAAAGAAGUGAAGCAAUCAGCUCAAAGGCUCAUAGAAAGUUUGCAUUAGUAUUGGUGUUAGGAUUAGCUCAUUCUUUUCAGUGCAAUAGCUGAGCACUUGUUGGGUGCCAGGCACUGUGCUGGUGCUGCAGGUACCCAGCCAACCAGGGAAGUAGGGCACACUCUCCUUCCCUCUCCUGUGGUCUAGGAUUUCUCUGUAACCCUGAGCAGCAGCAGUGUCACUGCCGGCAUCCUGGAGGAGCAUGUGGGUGACUCAGAGCCUUGGCCUGCUCUAGCCAUGCUAAAAGUUUUCCUCUGAGUAUUCUGAGAUCUGUGCCAUGGAGGCUGCCUCCCCAUCCCAGUCUCUCUGUUCUGAAUGGGCUGAAAGUAGGUCAGAGCUGCAUUUGCAGUGGAGGCAAAUAUGGAGGAGGCUGACCAUUCUUCAAGAACUCUACAGAGACAGAGGUGAGGCUGCCUGGCCCUGCAGGAGCCCUUGGAGCUCUGUCCUCUGUCCCUUCUUAUGUCCAUCCUAUUUACUCUCUGCCUCUCAGGGAAAGGGGUUGUUUGCCACACAUCUGAUCCGGAAGGGGGAGACCAUCUUCAUAGAACGGCCCCUGGUGGCUGCGCAGUUUCUCUGGAAUGCACUUUAUCGCUACCGAGCCUGUGACCACUGCCUUCGGGCGCUGGAGAAGGCAGAAGAAAAUGCCCAGAGGCUGACUGGGAAGCCAGGCCAGGUUCUCCCUCACCCAGAGCUGUGCACCGUGCGGAAGGACCUCCACCAGAACUGUCCCCACUGCCAGGUGAUGUACUGCAGUGCAGAAUGUCGGCUGGCAGCUGCUGAGCAGUACCACCAGGUCCUGUGCCCAGGCCCCUCCCAGGAUGACCCUCUGCAUCCUCUCAAUAAGCUGCAGGAGGCAUGGAGGAGUGUUCACUACCCCCCUGAAACUGCAAGCAUCAUGUUGAUGGCCCGGAUGGUGGCCACGGUGAAGCAGGCUAAGGAUAAGGAUCGUUGGAUCAGGCUCUUCUCCCAGUUCUGUAACAAAACAGCCAAUGAGGAGGAGGAAAUUGUCCACAAACUCCUGGGGGACAAAUUCAAGGGACAGCUGGAACUUCUACGGAGACUCUUCACUGAGGCCCUUUAUGAGGAAGCACUGAGCCAGUGGUUCACUCCAGAUGGAUUCCGGUCUCUCUUUGCUCUUGUUGGGACCAAUGGCCAAGGCAUCGGGACCAGUUCCCUGAGCCAGUGGGUCCAUGCCUGUGAUGCGCUGGAGCUGAAGCCUCAGGACCGUGAGCGGCUGGAUGCCUUCAUUGACCAGCUAUACAAGGACGUCGAGGCAGCAACUGGCGAGUUUCUUAACUGUGAAGGAUCUGGCCUCUUUCUGCUUCAGAGCUGCUGCAACCAUAGCUGUGUCCCUAAUGCAGAGACCUCCUUCCCAGAAAACAACUUUCUUUUGCACGUCACUGCCCUGGAGGAUAUUAAGCCAGGAGAGGAAAUCUGUAUCAGCUACUUAGACUGCUGUCAGCGGGAGCGCAGCCGCCACAGCCGCCACAAGAUCCUCAGGGAGAACUAUCUGUUUGUUUGUUCCUGCCCCAAAUGCCUGGCAGAGGCUGAUGAACCCAAUGUGACCUCAGAAGAGGAGGAAGAAGAAGAGGAGGAAGAGGAAGGAGAGCCAGAAGAUGCUGAGCUAGGGGAUGAGAUGACUGAUGUGUGA
Choloepus didactylus (southern two-toed sloth) is the source of this 2900-nucleotide messenger RNA. It is a transcript of the gene SMYD5, whose product is annotated as SMYD family member 5. The transcript has 12 exons. The coding region runs from base 1527 to 2900 and encodes 457 amino acids. The record is from RefSeq and is a predicted model, not a curated record. Gene Ontology annotation, molecular function: histone H4K20 methyltransferase activity; protein binding. Lineage: Eukaryota; Metazoa; Chordata; Mammalia; Pilosa; Megalonychidae.